UCAAUGCAUUAACACUUCACAAGACAGAUUGUUGGCCCCCGAGUCCGAAGUGAAUCUAUCGAAAAAUUUUAAACAAAAGAUCGAACGUGAGACAGUAUUGUGUGUAUCAUUGUAAGUUUUUUUCCGAAGAAAAGAGUGAUAAAGAUACUAUUUGAAGAACAGGGCGCCUAAAAGUCAGGAUACGAACCUGAUCCAUCUCAAGCGCGGUGAGCCGCCGCGCUGGUGGGCCUAGCAGACGACAUGUUGGCUGCAGGGAGUACCUCGUCUCGGAUGUUUUGGUCGCGAAUUUCCUCGGGGAUUCUUGAGUGAGGAGAGUGAGCGAACGCGGUAAAAGUAAGGUGGAAAGAAAAUAAAAUCAUUCGAGGGUGUGUGCGAGAGAGGGCACACGGUUGGGUUCCCCGAGUGGUGGUUGUGCCGCGGUCGUCGACAAGAAGCUCGUGGAGAGGGGUAGAGACUAACGAGCGGCGGGGAGGGGGAACCCGGACGAGCCCUCGAAAAAUUGAGGAGUCAACGAAACGAAAAUUAGAAAAAGAAGAAAAAUUUCAAAAAUCUCUGGUGCGUAAAGAUUUUUUUGUGAAUCUUAGAAAGAACUUAGAAAGAUUGUCGGGACUGAAGUACGAAAAAGUUCAUGCGACUUAAAGAAAAUCGGUGUAAACUACUCAAUCGCAUAAAUCAUCUUCCUUAUUUAUGGGAGUUGUCGAUUCCACGACUUUCUUCAAUUUGCUUGAAUAAAGAGGUAGUAGCGCACCGGAGCCGAUCUAUUUUAACUUCUCGUUGUUCUGUCCGAAGGGUAGGGGCUGUGUGGUGAAGCGAGGCGAGGUCGAGCUGUCGUAUACACGCGUACGAGUCCCUUCCUUCUGAAACGAUUUCGCGUGUGCCUCGUGUUCGCGGGCCAUCACAGGAGGCGCAUCAGACAGUGCACGUCAACCUAUUAUCCCAGUCCCGGUCUUGCUCCCACUCUCGAGUAUUCAUCGUGCCUCGUGUGUACUCCCUCUAUCACAACCUGCAGCGAGUAUUUCGCGGCCGGUUUUUCGUCAGUGUCAAAUCGAAAAUUCGGAAGUGAUUCAAUUUUUUCUAUAUUAUCAUUAUUUUCUCAUCGUAUCAACAAGCAUUUAAUUAAUCGUGUUCAGUGUCAUCGCACGAUUCGCUUAUUUUCGUUUGAGUGAAUCAAUUUAUUAUCGAGCCAGGUGUUACGACCCGUAAACGUCGCUUCCCCACAACAGAUUGCCCUCCUAGAAAUUCCAGUAUUUAGCGCCCAUAUUCAACAAAUCAUUGUGAUCCUAUCUUUUCUGUAUAUUCAUAUUCGGCACGCACAAGAUAUCGAAGUUAGUCUGUUGGACCAGCAGUACUGUCGUUGAUCGUGUAUAGCUAUGGUUUCGCGGGUAGUGCGAAAUAGUGAAAGAAAAGCUGUGAAGUGAAUCGAGUGUAGUGCAAUUGAGAAGACAUCAAGACAUACAGAUGCGUAGUUGUUAUUAGUGUAAAAAACGGAGAUAGUAAAGGGGCGACAAUCAGAAAAGGAGAAAGAUUAGUAUAUAAGAGAAGGAGAGCGAAAGAGAGAAGCAUUAUUAAGGAAGAGGGAAGGAAAGAGAGUGAUUAAAGAAGAGAAAGAGAGAGAGAGUUUGAUAGAAGGACAAAACUCGAGUGUGGAGAAGUACGACACGGUGAUAGAUAAGUAUCGAGUGACAGACACGGUCGGAACGAAGGAACGAACUUAUAGUAGGUAUACGUCGAAAGGAAGUGAAUCUCUACGAAUUGCGGUGACAGAGAAUAUAUUUAUUGAACAUUACAUUCACACGAGAUAAACAACACGCGUUGACGAUAGACUCGUUGCGCGAGUCUAUUCUCUCUUAUUCGGGAGUAAUAUAGUGGUGAGAUUAUCUUUCUCCGAACUGAAACAACAGAGAACAACAGAAGUGGAAGGGAAGAGCGAAGAGGGUGAGCCGCGCGUGUCUCUCUCGUGGUGUGUCAUGGGGUGUUUCGGCAGCCAGAGCAGUAAGGCCAGCCAGGAUGACAGCAAGAACCAGAAGAGGCGCUCGGAUGCCAUUACCAGGCAAUUGCAAAAGGAUAAGCAACUUUAUCGAGCUACUCACAGACUUCUUUUGCUUGGAGCGGGAGAGUCUGGGAAGAGUACCAUCGUCAAACAGAUGAGGAUAUUGCACGUGGAUGGUUUCAGCGAAGCGGAAAAGCGGCAAAAAAUCGAGGACAUCAAAAAGAACAUCAGAGACGCGAUACUGACGAUAACCGGCGCGAUGAGCACGUUAACGCCACCCGUUGCUUUGGAGGAUCCGGCGAAUCAGAGCAAAGUCGACUAUAUCCAGGAAGUCUCAAACUCUCCGGACUUCGAUUAUCCCCCGGAGUUCUACGAUAUCGUCGAAGCCCUUUGGAAGGACCGAGGUGUUCAACAGAGUUUCGAAAGGAGUAACGAGUACCAACUAAUUGACUGCGCUAAAUAUUUUCUAGAUAAGGUAGCCAUUGUUAAACAACCGGAUUACACCCCCACAGAACAGGACAUCCUCAGGUGUCGAGUCCUCACGUCCGGUAUCUUCGAAACACGGUUUCAAGUCGACAAAGUAAACUUUCAUAUGUUCGACGUUGGUGGUCAACGUGAUGAGAGGAGAAAGUGGAUACAGUGUUUUAACGAUGUAACGGCAAUCAUAUUUGUAACAGCAUGUAGUAGUUAUAACAUGGUACUCAGGGAGGAUCCGACAAAAUUGAGACUCAGAGAAAGUUUGGAUCUCUUCAAAAGCAUUUGGAACAAUCGGUGGCUUCGCACAAUUUCCGUAAUUUUAUUCUUAAACAAACAAGAUCUAUUAGCGGAAAAGAUAAAAGCAGGAAAGCACAAAUUAGAAGAUUAUUUUCCAGAUUUUGCGAGAUAUCAGACACCGGUUGAUGCUGGGGUAGUAGUAGAUCCUUCGGAACCUCCUGACGUCAUGAGGGCCAAGUACUUCAUUAGAGACGAAUUUCUUCGUAUAAGCACAGCGAGCGGCGACGGCAAGCACUAUUGUUAUCCGCACUUUACAUGUGCCGUCGAUACGGAGAACAUCAAGAGAGUGUUUAACGAUUGUCGGGACAUCAUUCAACGGAUGCACUUGCGCCAGUACGAGCUCUUGUGACUUCGUUCCUGCCAACAUGUCCUGUCAUCUAUUCGUAUAAAAAUUACGGUAGUGAUCCAUCUUGAGCUAACGCGAGUCAAAUGAAUCGUACCGUGGGCGAUCUGAAUAAUAUCGCGAUGUACGACGAUAUAUAACAUUGGUACGUGGAACUCUUCUUCGCUUAUCUGAAGCCGUUUAAUUAUUCAGAAAGUAAUGCGUCGAAGACUCCGCGUGUAUGCAUACAUGAUUGAUGACUGCGAGUCGAUCAUUCUUCUUCGACAGAGAGUUCAAGGAGAAAAGUUGAUACGCAGUGGUUGGGGAUUACCUAAAGAAAAUCUGUCUCGCAAUGGAGAGAAUAGUUCUCUUUUUGCACAGAAUCGCUUACUAUGUCAUUGGUGUACAAGCAAAUUAUGCCCUUGCGCAUUCUACUCUAACGAUCGUUUUGACAGAAAAAAAAGAAAAAAAAAAGAAAAAAUAUCUUGGGCAUUUCGAUUACUCGACUCCUUUUUUAGGUUCCGUCGAGAGUGUGCUGAACGUCCUGAAUGGGGGGAAAUAAUAUUCUUUGCUAGAAAAAAAAAACACGUGCAAUUUUAACUAUUACCUCGUUAAUUUUAUUCUUAUUACGCAUCAAUUUGUUGAUAAGAGUGUGAGAAAAAGAGAGAGAGUCUGGAAGAGAGCGAGAAUGUACGAAUGUUUCAACGUGGGCCAUUGUUACAAACUAACAUGACGGCGAUCGCCUGGCUCCUUCGUCCGGCACACUCGUCGCGUUAUUAUCUCGUUCAGAUUUAGUAUUAAGAAUGUUUCCUUAAGAUUUAGGUGAUUUCUCCGAUAAAAAAAAAAUCCUUAUUGAACGUUGAACGUUUCUUUACUCAUUUUUCGAAUCUCUAUUUUUUCCCCUUAAAACGAUUUAAUUAUACUAUCUCCCUACUGUUUAUUGGUAAAUUAAUUUUUUCGAAUUUUCGAAUCUCGAUUUUUAAUCACAUUGGCCCGACCCGUAGGAGUCUCAGCCGCACGUCUUUUUACAAGAAGAGUAUUUUGUGAGAUUUUACAGUAUUUCGAAGAGCGUUUUAAUUAUAUAACUAUGUAUCAAAUAUGUACAGGGUGACCGUCCACGGAUUCAUGUUUUUAUGUACGUUUCCUAUGAAUCGAGAUUCCUCAUUGAUAUCGUUUUUACUGAUUUUCAUUGAACUAUUUUAAUUCGUGUACUUAGGCACAUAAAUAUUGUCAUUGUAGCUAGUGUCUACAUGUAAAUCCUAAACGUACGCAAGAGAAAUUGUGCCACGUGGGAAAUUCGUUUUACACGUACACUUCUGACUAUAGUGUUAGGCUCCAACUUUACAACAAUCAAACUUUACAUCAUUGUAAACGUUAUAAGUAACAUACGGAGGUAAUAAUAUUUUGCUUUAUUUAUUCGAUUUCGUAACAUAAAGUCUCGUGUCUCAUUUUCGAGUAUUAAAUGCUUUGUAUCCUCGGAGUAUGCAACGAUAAACGUGUACAAAUUUCGAUCGGUGCAUACUAAUAAUCAGUUAUCAUCCGAACUUCUUAGGGUAAAGUUUUCUGAACCAAAGUGCGAUGUGUGAAUUUCUUAUCUCACGUAUCUGUACUAUUUGGACACCCUGUAUAUCUCCUAUUACUUUCUUUUAAAUCUCGAUUGUAUUUUUUUCUUUCGUUCUACUUUUUUUUCUUUUUCUUUUUUUUUUUUUUUUUCUCUCUCUCUCUUCUCAAUUUCAUACCAGAAUCCAGAGGACGAGAGGGAUUUGUACGCGUGUGCGAACUGCUUCGAAACUACGCGCAUUGCGGUUAUAUCUCGCACGUGCGUACACGUGCGCGUUCUAUUAUAAUUAUAUAAAUUGAUAAAUUAAUAUACAUAUUAAUAACAGGGGAAAAAGGGGGGAAAGAAAAUAUUUAUCUCGAAUCGCAAUGCGCUUUUUUUUUUCGUGGCAGCACGUUCGCUCGUAUACUUACACACACUCGUACUCCUACGUUAAAACCGGGUUACUGAUCUGUGUAACAUCUACUUUUAUAAUAGGUAACAAGAGUUUAACGUCAAAUUAAACUGAAUAAAAUAAGGAUACGAAUAAGCCACGUUCCGAAGGUUUAUAUAACACGUCGUAAAUAUAUUAGGGCAUCCGGUCUUACUAUCCUUAUUAUUCUCUGUUUUUUGUCUUCUUUUUUUCUUUUUUACACAUUUUUCUUAUUAAAUUUAAUCAUGUUUAUUCCUUUUCUUUUUAUUUAUUUGUCACUAUUAAUUAUUUCUUCGUAAAAGAAAUAAGAAGAAAAUUGUUCACGAAAUAUUUCUCAAACGAGAAUGUUUUCUAUUUUUAAUUUUUAUAAUAUAUCUAGUUUAUUUUUGUAUCGAUUUGUAUCGGUCGUUUAAAAAGUAUUUCUAUCCACAAUUAUGGAUAAACCAGAUUGAUUUCAAUCUAUCUCAAUAAUGUUCCGUCUAAUCAUGUUUAACAUUAUGGCCGUUGAAACGAUGAGGAUAGAAAUUCCGGACAUUGCAUAAAUGGUUACUCCGUAAAUGCUAACGAGCCCACACCCUCAUAAAUGUAUUCUCAUGUAAUAUCAAUGUAUGGGCCCGUGUGCAUACAUAUAUAUGUAUACCUAUCGUACUAAACAUAACUGACAAGCCAUAGUUUGUAACGGUAUUUAUAACUUUACGAAGUGUUAUUUUUACUGUAAAACUUGAUGACAGAUGUAAGAGUGAAAGCAAGGAUGCGAAGGAGUGAAAGACAGUGAGCCUGUGCUGCGAGUAUAUAUAUAUAUACAUAUAUAUAUAUAUAUGUAUGUAUGUAUGUAUAUAUAUAUAAAAUAUUAUCUGUCGAUGAAACUUCCGUGAAACUUUAAUGUUCAUCCAGCACAAAGAAAUAUGAACCAUCAUUUCGUGUAUGUAAAGCGCAUGAACGAGUAUUGUGUAAUUGUAGUAUUGUUGCGAGUAUUUGUAGAUCUUGUGUCUUGUUACAAUUUUUUUUUCUUUUCUUUUUUUUUUUAAACCAAGGAACACGUUCGUUCUAAUUCUGAAUGCUUUAUCCAGUGAUAUCGGACAACAAAAAAAAGAAAAAAAUAAAAACAAAAAUUAUGUACUGGACUCAAAAAAAAAAAAAAAAAGUAUUCCUUCGAACGAUUGACACGUUUUCGCGUCGGCCGCGAUGCAAUAAGGAUAAAUGCAGAAGUAAAAGAAAAUACUUGCUACUAAUCACUUGUUGAAUGUAAAUGAAAUUCGUAAAUGUAAUUAUAAUCGAUUGUUGUGUGCGCGUACACAAGCGAGAAACAAAGCGGAUACCGAAUUAAUAAAUAAUUAAUAAAAUAUUACGUGGCCACGAUUAUAUCGAUAUAUACAUAUACAUACAUUCAUUAUAUAUACGUACAUAUAUAUAUUGUAUACAUACGCCGAUCGCACAAGUUUUUUUUUUUUUUUUUCUUUUAUCGUACGUACAAUGUACCAGGCAUGUGAAUAUGUACAUGUAAAAAUAAGCGGUGCAAGUAAUUAUUAUUUGUAAAUACAAUAAUAGCAGGUACAGAUGUAAAGCAAUGACGCAUCGAUAAUUUGACAAACACUGAUUCAAAACUGUGCGUUUGGUUUAUGAAUGGUACUAUUCGCUACAUAAUGUCCCCAUAAACGUGUUUUACGUUGGCGAUUUUGUAAAUUGCAUAACGCCGCUUGAAAAAAAAAAAUGUAUCGUGCAUUUAAAUCUUUUUGAUAGUGAUUGCGACUAUUAUUCUUAUUUUAAGAUAAAGAAAAAAAUUUUAUUUUUCUUUCUUAUCCUCCUCGAUGCUGCAACAAAAUCAAAAACGGCCCAUUCGCAUUUUAUACAAAAACGAACCACCCACCUCCUAUUUCUUCUUUCCUCGUGAUAUGACACCUCUCCCCCUCUCCCCUCCCCCCUCCUCGUGCAAGUGAAGAAAUUGUCGAUGAAUACGAUGUAACACGUUGUCCACGAAGCGCAUUAGUCCCUUUGUGGGCCACGUUGUUGAGAGUAUUGCCUUAAAAAAGCGAAAGUCAAGGUAGACGGAGUGUGCAUGGUUGAAAUCGUCGUAACGAGAGACAAAUGUAACGAGGUUUGCAACAUUUUUGGUUGCGAUUAUCGUUGAUAAAUGACCAAUGAUCGAAUUCGAUUUGCGAAAAUCAAUACCAUUUUUCAGGGUUCUUUAAUUGAUCCCAAAGAAUCUAAUCUAAUUGGAGAAAUUAAAAAUUCGAAAUUAUUAAUUAUGAAUUCGUUACACGUUACUAACUAAGCCACGGAACGUCUGCUCGUAGAUAAAUACGCGUUUUAUGCUAUCAUGCUCGCGUUUAUGUUAAGAAUACAGAGUCAUUUAUUGUGAUCGUCUUAUCGUUAUACUGUUACUCGAUAAAAAAUUGUCUUUACACAGUCAGAUUUUAUUAAAGCGAAAGAUGUAGUUAUAGUAUACUAUUAUUAUCAUCAUUAUUAUUAUUGUUAUUAUUAUUAUUAUUAUUAUUAUUAUUAUUAUUAUUAUUAUUAUUAUUAUUAUUAUUAUUAUAUUAUCAUUGCUAUCUUCUUCAUUCUCAUCCUCGUCGUCACAUUAUAUCAUUAUCAUCUUCAUUUUCACCAUCGUUAUUAAUAUUUUAAUAAUUUUAAUCAUUUAUUAUUGUGAUUAGCGAUUACCGUUGUAAUCAUUGUUAAAAGCUAUUUUCGGGAGAAAUUAGAUUCGUCGAUUUAAUCUAGAGCGAUUUAUUUAUUUAAAUGACUACGAUCAACGCAUAUUGAAAACAUUGUAAUUGCUAUAUUCGAAUAUUGUGGUUGUCGUUUCGAAUAAUAGAGAUAUUCGUCUUUCAUA
Molecule: messenger RNA, 7889 nt
Organism: Apis cerana (Asiatic honeybee)
Lineage: Eukaryota; Metazoa; Arthropoda; Insecta; Hymenoptera; Apidae
Gene: Galphas
Product: G protein alpha s subunit
Biological process (GO): adenylate cyclase-activating dopamine receptor signaling pathway; sensory perception of chemical stimulus
Cellular component (GO): heterotrimeric G-protein complex; cytoplasm
Molecular function (GO): GTP binding; G-protein beta/gamma-subunit complex binding; G protein-coupled receptor binding
Source: RefSeq, a predicted model, not a curated record